CCAAGACAGAGCACUUGCCAAAUCACUCCCUCCACCUCAAUGAAUCCCAUGGCCAAAUGCUUCAUGCUGCUCCUUGUAGUCUUCUUGGCGUUUCUCUUGUCCGAUGCGCAAGCGACUUCGUGCCACCCCGACGACCUUCACGCGCUGCAGAACUUUGCGGGGAACCUCAUCGUCGGAGGUGUCCUCCUCCGGGACACGUGGUUUGGUACCGCAUGCUGCAACUGGGAGGGCGUGGGCUGUGACUCCGCCAGCGGCCGUGUGACAGCGCUGCGCCUCCCCAGGCGCGGCCUCACGGGGCCCAUCCCAGGGACCUCCCUUGCCGGCCUUGCGCGGCUUGAGGAUCUCGACCUUGGCUCCAACAACUUACAAAACAUCUCAGGGGUACUUACCGUGUUGCGUGGGUGUCAGAACCUCACCACGUUGAUUCUCACCAAGAAUUUUGGUGGUGAGGAGCUACCCAACCAUGGUAUUGUUGGCGGGUUCGAGAGACUCGAGGUACUGGCCCUUGGUGAUUGUUCUCUCAGGGGCAGGGUUCCGGAAUGGUUGUCUCAAUGCAAGAAAAUGGAGGUGCUUGAUUUGUCCCGCAACCAAUUGAUAGGCACCAUCCCAUCGUGGAUUGGUGAGCUUCACCACCUUUGCUACUUGGACCUCUCAAACAAUUCAUUGGUUGGCGAUGCACCUAAGAGUUUGGCACUGCUAAAGGGGUUCGUCCCCAAUGGGCGUUCACCGGGCAUGGUUUUCACUAACAUGCCAUCGUAUGUGAAGCAUAACAGAAGCACACUCGGACGGCGACUUAACGAGCUCCCAAAUGUCAUAACAGGGAGCAACAACUUUGUGACAUCUGGGAGUAACAAUGUUGUAUCCGGUAAUGAUAACACUGUCAUAUUUGGGGAUGAAAACACGGUAUCCGGGAACAACCAUGCCGUAUAUGGGAAUGGGAACACGGUAUCCGGGAACAACCAUGUCGUAUAUGGGAGCAAGCAUGUCGUAUCCGGGAGUAGGCAUGGUGUAACUGGGAGAAGCAGUGUGGUAUCCGGGUUCAACAAUGGGGUAUCAGGGAUGAACCAUGUCGUAUCGGGGAGUAACAAUGUCGUAUCCGGAAACAACAAUGUUGUAUCUGGGAUGAACCAUAUUGUGUCUGGGGACAACAAAGUUAUAUCAGGAGGUUAAUGAUUUUAUUUAUAUACAACUAUAAGAGAGGGGAGGGUAUAUUCUGUCUAGUGUCCGAGGCCGAUGAUGAGAUGAUGUUGGAUAAAUAAGGUACAUAAGGUGCCACAGAAGAUGUGCCCUAUGCCUCGCAUAUAUAUAUAUGCUCGUUGUAAUAAUAAGUAUAUGUACUGUACAUUUCAAAAGAAAAGUAUAUGUGUUGUAAUAUAUUAUGGUUUGGGUUGUAUGCUAUAAGUUGUAUUGUGUGUC
Hordeum vulgare subsp. vulgare (domesticated barley) is the source of this 1416-nucleotide messenger RNA. RefSeq names its product phytosulfokine receptor 2-like. Gene Ontology annotation, molecular function: protein binding. Lineage: Eukaryota; Viridiplantae; Streptophyta; Magnoliopsida; Poales; Poaceae. The coding region runs from base 40 to 1170 and encodes 376 amino acids. The transcript has a single exon. The record is from RefSeq and is a predicted model, not a curated record.